This is a messenger RNA of Physcomitrium patens, 1300 nucleotides long. RefSeq names its product ADP-ribosylation factor 2. NCBI's taxonomy places the organism in Eukaryota, Viridiplantae, Streptophyta, Bryopsida, Funariales, Funariaceae. The record is from RefSeq and is a predicted model, not a curated record. Gene Ontology annotation, molecular function: GTP binding; GTPase activity.
ACAAAUUGGCGGAACGCGUCCGCAGUGAAGUCGCGGCCAAUAUCGCCACCUCGAUUGGGUCCCAAAACGGGGUAUCAUUCGAGGUGUGAUGGAUCGGGACCCAGGAUUGGGCCGGGAAUGGGCGGGCAGCCCUCGGAGGGGAAGGUCGUUCAAGUCUUGUAGACAAGCUUCGAGUCCGUCCUUUAUUUUUUCUGCGUAGGAGUGUGUGUGCUGCUAUAGUUGCUCUCUCUUCGUGUGCAUCGCCCUCCUAUUGAGCCCCAGGGUUAGAGCUGCUGUUGUAGUGCAGUCGUUUUUCUAUCUAUUUAUUAUAUUCAGUGUUUUGGUUUGACGCUGCUUCUCGCUGCAGUAGCUUGCGCUUGCUCCCCGUCUACUGCAGCCGCGGGGUGCUGCCACCAUGGGGCUCACUUUUACUAAGCUCUUCCAGAAGCUGUUCUCCAAGCGGGAGAUGCGUAUUCUGAUGGUUGGUCUCGACGCAGCUGGUAAAACCACCAUCCUGUACAAGCUCAAACUCGGCGAGAUCGUCACCACCAUUCCCACCAUCGGUUUUAACGUGGAGACCGUUGAAUACAAGAACAUAAGUUUCACCGUGUGGGAUGUCGGAGGUCAGGACAAGAUUCGACCAUUGUGGAGGCAUUACUUCCAAAACACCCAGGGACUCAUUUUUGUGGUGGACAGCAAUGAUAGAGACCGUGUCGUAGAAGCUAGAGAUGAGCUGCAUCGGAUGUUGAAUGAGGAUGAGCUGCGCGAUGCUGUCCUUCUUGUAUUUGCCAACAAGCAAGAUUUACCGAACGCAAUGAAUGCUGCAGAAAUUACCGAUAAGCUUGGUCUGCACUCACUUCGCCAACGCCACUGGUAUAUUCAGAGCACCUGUGCGACUUCUGGAGAGGGUCUCUAUGAAGGUCUUGACUGGCUGUCCAGCAAUAUCGCUAAUAAGGCAUAAUUGCGGUUGGUGCGAGUCCUGCCUUUUCCCAUCCAAAAGCUUCUAUGCAACCUGCGCAAAGUUGGCGUCACUUUACUACAAUUAUCUACGUGCACAUAGGUUGCCACUAUGUUUUUUCAGUGCUGUAGAAGACCAGAACGCUGUCUUAAUGAAAUCUGCAUGUCUUGUAUACGUUUCUCAUUAUUGAUUGCAUUACUAUGUCCAUUAGGGCCAUUCAUUGUGAGUUCUGUAACUCUCCACAUGCAAAUAUAGACUCUUGGAAUCUUUUCAUGGGCCUCGUAGCCUGCUAAAGAACCUUUAUGAAUAGAUAGUUGAUGAAGAUACUGGUUGAAUCUUACGACCGUGCUACGCAUUGAUUCA